GACAGGCAGCACUUCCUGUGUGCGGACAGAAGGCACAUCAACCGAGUUAAGAGCAUGAGGUGCGUUCGCAAACGGCGCGGACAACUUUAAAUUCAACGUACAGAGAAAGUUGACCGUGUGAAUCUCUACCAUGAACAAAAAGAAACUGGGUUUCAAGUGGUUCGGAAGCCUCACCAACCUCUCAUCAUCCAAGGACUGCCUCAAAGAAGCGAAGCAGCGCGAGGAGUGCUGUGGCGGCGGCAGCGCCUCGUUAGCCGGGUACGCCUCGAACCGCGGCCGCUCCGGUGACAUUUACUCCCACGUAGGGACCGAGCCCCGCGGUGACAGGCGUAAAAGCUGCAGGGGGCUGAGGAAGACGAGGAGGACCAGUAAGAGGGAGGAGGGGGAGAGGGAGGAGGCGAGUGAGGGGCAGAGCCAGUGGGAGGCGGGGGAUCGUGUCACUGACUCCCCCCUGCUCAGCGUCCUCUUAAGCCUGAGUUCCGCCAGUCUCGACCAGCUGCUGCCCAAGUCUGCACCGGCAUCUCCGGCGCUCAGACGGCCCCCACCACUGACCCCGGUGCCCAAGGGCUGCUGGAACCGUUCACCGAGGAACGCCGUCCCAGAGAGGAGGGGGGAGACUUUACAGAGCAGGUGGCCAAACAUGGCGACCACGGGCCGCCAGGUUGCACCCAGUCAGGACGUGUACGUCCCGAUGGAGCCGGUCGUCGGACCGACCGACUUGAAAAAAGAGGGAAAGCAGCAAGACGUCACAAGUGCAAAGGAAACAGCCAUCCCUGCGCAGGAAGUGAUGCGUGACGACAGCCACCGGAGGCAGUCUGACAUCAGUGGGGAGUAUGUGAAGUUCUCCAAGGAGAAGUUCUGGUUGGAGCCGCCAACGGAGGAGCAGGUGAAGCAGGUGGAGGAGGAGCUGAAGCUGAACGGCACAGACCUGAGGAGCCAGGCCUGGUACCACGGACACAUCCCCUGGGAGGUGUCGGAGACCCUCGUGUUGAGCCAAGGUGACUUCCUGGUAAGACAAUCUCAGUCCAGUCCGGGGGACUUUGUCCUCACCUGCCGCUGGGAUCAAAGGUCACUUCACUUCCUCAUCAGAAAGACAGCAAUUCAGGCUGGCGAGACGUACACUCAGGUCCAGUACGCGGUGGAAGGCCAGGGCUUCGACACCAUUCCAGCCCUCGUCCACUUCUACGUGGGCAGUAGGGCGGUCGUGACCAAACACAGUGGGGUCCAGAUUCUCCAGCCGGUCAACAGGACACUGCCACUCAGCUAUCUGGAGACGGCCUUCUGUCCACGGUUGUGUCAACGGGAUGAAAAGGAGAAGAUCGCAGGGGUCCGUCCGAGAAGUCCUUCCUCACUACACCACCAGGAUGCGCAUGGAAACCAAGAGAAAAAGGUCCAGACUCAGGUCCAGAGUCCAGAAGAAUCCACUCCAUGCUCUCCAAAUGGUACUCCAAACUCUGAGUCAAGAAGCACACAGACAGCCACUAGGGCUCCAUCUCCACCCUCGCCGACGCCCUCUGUAAACAGCAGAUCCCGGCCUUUGGUCGACCAAGACCCCCCCACUCUCGACGCAGAUCGAGGCUGCUACACCGAGCUGUACCUCGAACCCCAAAGUUACACAGAAAGACUGAAGUCCGAGGACGGACUCACGGGUACCGAUCAACGAAGGAGGGAGGAGGACACGAACGUCUAUGUCUCACCCGUCAUGGAGAUGACGUCUUUCAACCCCACGAUGUAUCAGUCAAAGCUGAUGCCUGAGAGAAAUAAGCCUCUGGAGGCCUCAAUUCUACGGAGGGUUAAAGAGCUGUUGUCUGAAAUCGACCCCAAGGUGGCGGCACAGCACAUCACCAAGGCUGACUGCAAGGUGGCUAGGAUUUUGGACGUGUCUCCCGAGGUCGAGCAGAUGAUGGGAGUCAGUUCUGGAAUGGAGCUUCUUACGCUGCCACACGGCCAGCAGCUCAGGCGGGACUUGUUGGAGAGGUUUCACACCAUGGCGACCAUGUUGGCUGUGGACCUGUUGGGCUGCACAGGCACAAACGAGGAGCGGGCCUGUCUGUUUCACAAAAUGAUCCUAAUUGCCGCUGAACUCAAGAGCAACAUGGGGAACAUGUUCGGCUUCGCCGCCGUCAUGAGGGCCUUAGAGCUGCCGCAGGUGUCCCGGCUGGAGCAGACCUGGGUCGCAUUACGGCAGCGACACACAGAGAGCGCUAUUCUUUACGAGAAGACCCUGAGACCAUUUAUGAAGCGCCUGGAUAAUGGAAGAGAGAGCUGCCCGUUAACCGGCGUCACUUUUCCCCAUGUCCUCCCCCUCUUGUUUCUAAUGGAAAAGAAAGUGGCGAUGGGUGAGGGCGCCGAUCUGUGGGAGGUGAUGGAGGUCAACGUGGACGUGGUCAUGUUUCACCUUGGGGCAGCGAGGACCAUUGCCCAGCUGGGGGGCAUCUACCAAUCCAAUGCUGAGACCAAACUUCAAGAUUUCCAGGAACAGCCGGAAACGAUGGAGCUCUUCCUAACGGACUUCCAGCUGAGGCUCCUCUGGGGCAGCAGGGGGGCGACAGAGAACCAGGCUCUGAGAUACGCUAAGUUCGACCAGGUCCUGACAGCCCUGUCCAACAAACUGGAGCCGCCCGUCAAACACACGGAUCCCUGAGCGGAACGAGUCUACUGUUCCACUUUUUUCUUCAUGCUGAUACAUGACUUAAAUUAGGACGUUUUUUAUGACAUAUUUUCGGCAUUUAACUACAAAGAAAUAGAAGAAGAAGAAGAAACUCAUACGUGGCGGCGGGAAAAGAAAAAACAUGGCUGCCGGUCGGCAGGGAUGGCUGUUCGCUCACCACCAACCAGACCAGAAACACUUGUUAUAACUUUAAAAAAAAAUUAAAAAAUUAAAAAUGGAUUUUCUACUAAUUAAUUUCGCACUCUUUACCGACCCACACUUUAAUUACGUCACUUAGUCAGGAGUUAGCAACAAACUUUGAAGCGUCUGCUACUUUCUUACUUAAACGUUCUUUAUUACUUUAUUGUUUAUUAACUUCGCUAAUAAUUUACUCACCAAAAAACGUUUCCCUCGUAACGCUCUGCGGUCUUGAGAACGUUGUCCGGCAAGUUUAUGUUUCAAAACAAACAAUCGCUAGUCCAUUUCCUUUGAACGUUUUGAACCACUUUUUUUUUAGCAGUCGCCAUGACAGGCACCUGUCACUCACGCUACUUUAUCUCGCGACCUCACGUGUUGUGUUUAAGAACCCAGUAAUAGCUCGGACAUACGCAUUGCGUCAAAAUUAUUAUUUGUUGUCAGUUUUUUUUUUUUUUUAACAAUCGGUUUUUAAUGUUUGUAUAUUGUUUCCGUAUUGCGUCACAUGUCAGACAAUGGGUUCGGUGUGGCUUCUAUUCAAAUUAUAUCAAGCAAUGUAUUGUAUAUAUUUGUAUUUUAAACUGGAUAAAAUUAAAUGAAAGCGGGAAUGCUAACGUAUAACAGUUGACUUAAACGCACCAUCUAAUAACGGAGAAUAAUAAUUAUCGACAUUACACAUCGUAAAUAUUAGAUAUUUUAUCAGAAUAUCAUUGAAUAACCAUUUUAAUAUUGUACGUUUUACAAAUAUGUUGUUUGACUAUAUUUUUAUACGUUCUAUUUAACGUAAAGUAAAAAGGAAACGUAAUAAGAAAUACCUUAAACUAACGUAGAACUGCUGUUGAAUGGAUUUUCAGUUCGGUAUUUUUAACGUUUGUUUUUGUCAAUGUUUUUUUUAUAUCACUAGAUGCUGUGUUUUUAUACGCAGAUGGAUUUUAGCGACAACAACUUCGUAUUUAAUGUCCGUAUUUUAUGUAUUAUAAAUGAGUUUUUUUUAAGUUUGUUGAUAUUGUGUCUAUAUUAAAUACAUAACUUAUGGCAAAGAAA
Cynoglossus semilaevis (tongue sole) is the source of this 3889-nucleotide messenger RNA. It is a transcript of the gene sh2d3cb, whose product is annotated as SH2 domain containing 3Cb. Gene Ontology annotation, molecular function: guanyl-nucleotide exchange factor activity; phosphotyrosine residue binding. The transcript has 12 exons. Bases 131 to 2644 code for a protein of 837 amino acids. Gene Ontology annotation, biological process: positive regulation of peptidyl-serine phosphorylation; small GTPase-mediated signal transduction. NCBI's taxonomy places the organism in Eukaryota, Metazoa, Chordata, Actinopteri, Pleuronectiformes, Cynoglossidae. The record is from RefSeq and is a predicted model, not a curated record.